AUGGUAGGUGCCUUCAAUGAUAUAUUCGGAACAAUGAUAUUUCUCACAACAGUGAACACUUCUUUUGCACUGCUGAACUGCCUCAUGUGGUUCUUCGAGAGAAACUCACAAGGAAACGAUGAGGAUACUGUCUACAGGAUUUUGUCCAUAGUACUGUACGUAGGCAUAUAUCUGUCAUUCACGAUCUUGAUCGUCUUAUCUUGCGAUGCUACGGUAAAGCAGGGUAAAAGGUUCACAGAGUCAUGCUACGCACUCCAUGUCAAGAACAGCAAUCAUUAUGUCAAAGAAGAAUUCAAGAGUUUGGCUGUAAUUUCCGAAAAGAUAGCUCCAGUCUUUUCAGCCGCUGGAUUCUACACAAUCAAUCAAAUGUUUCUUUCCACCUUGUUCACAGCUUUAACUUCAUACGCAAUUGUCUGUAUUCAGUUUAGCACCUUGUAG
Molecule: messenger RNA, 438 nt
Organism: Acanthoscelides obtectus
Lineage: Eukaryota; Metazoa; Arthropoda; Insecta; Coleoptera; Chrysomelidae
Source: the annotation of a GenBank genome assembly